Sphenostylis stenocarpa is the source of this 1005-nucleotide messenger RNA. Lineage: Eukaryota; Viridiplantae; Streptophyta; Magnoliopsida; Fabales; Fabaceae. The record is from the annotation of a GenBank genome assembly.
AUGUUUUGCUCUCAUAUUCCCCAUCAUUUGAACCUUGCACCCAUGAUGAUUAUGAAGCGCUUCUCUGCUCCCAUUUCAUCAUAUGUUUCGCCACGAGCUGAAGCUAUAACCGAGCCACCCGCACGGGUUGGCUUUUUGGGCAUCGGAAUCAUGGGCUCCCCAAUGGCCAAUAAUCUCCUUAAAGCUGGAGUUGAUCUCACUGUUUGGAAUAGGACCAAGAGCAAGUGUGACCCUUUAAUCAACCUUGGAGCAAAAUAUAAACCCUCUCCUGAGGAAGUAACAGCAUCUUGCGAUGUCACCUUUGCCAUGCUUGCUGAUCCUCAAAGUGCAUUGGAUGUUGCUUGUGGGAAGCAUGGAGCUGUGAACGGGAUGGGUCCAGGGAAAGGCUACGUGGAUGUUUCAACUGUUGAUGGGGACACUUCUAAAUUGAUUAGUGGGCACAUAAAAUCCACUGGAGCAUUAUUUCUAGAGGCUCCAGUUUCAGGUUCAAAAAAGCCAGCAGAAGAUGGGCAAUUGAUAUUUCUUACAGCAGGGGACAAAAAUCUUUAUGAAACAGUUGCUUCUCUCUUGGACGUCAUGGGGAAAUCUAAAUUUUAUCUUGGUGAUGUUGGAAAUGGAGCUGCAAUGAAACUCGUUGUCAAUAUGAUCAUGGGCAGUAUGAUGGCAUCCUUUUCUGAAGGCUUACUUCUCAGCGAGAAAGUUGGGCUUGAUCCAGAUGUACUAGUGCAGGUAGUUUCACAGGGUGCCAUUAGUGCUCCAAUGUACUCAACCAAAGGUCCAUCCAUGAUACAGUCGCUUUACCCAACUGCAUUCCCUCUAAAGCAUCAGCAGAAGGAUCUAAGACUAGCCCUGGGAUUAGCAGAGUCUGUUUCCCAAUCCACUCCCAUUGCAGCAGCUGCUAAUGAGUUAUAUAAAGUUGCAAAAUCCCAUGGCCUUAGUGAUCAGGACUUUUCUGCUGUUAUUGAAGCAUUAAAAUCCAAAUUUCAGCACUCAGAAACCAAGUGA